This is a messenger RNA of Nycticebus coucang (slow loris), 2957 nucleotides long. It is a transcript of the gene YWHAB, whose product is annotated as tyrosine 3-monooxygenase/tryptophan 5-monooxygenase activation protein beta. The record is from RefSeq and is a predicted model, not a curated record. NCBI's taxonomy places the organism in Eukaryota, Metazoa, Chordata, Mammalia, Primates, Lorisidae. Bases 191 to 931 code for a protein of 246 amino acids. The transcript is spliced from 6 exons. Gene Ontology annotation, cellular component: cytoplasm. Gene Ontology annotation, biological process: signal transduction.
GCCGCCGCCGCCGCUGCCGAUCCCGGAGCCCGGGUAGCUGCUGCUGCCGCCGCCACCGCCACCGCAGUCACUGCAACCGUCGCCGACGCCGCCUGAGGACCGGGCUUGGGAAGAAAGCAGUCACUGCGCUCAGAGCUUUGCUUGGAAGCGUCUUUACUCUCUGCAGCCCUCCCACGUCUUGUCCUAGGGAAUGACCAUGGAUAAAAGUGAGCUGGUACAGAAAGCCAAACUUGCUGAGCAGGCUGAGCGCUAUGAUGACAUGGCUGCAGCCAUGAAAGCAGUCACAGAGCAGGGGCACGAACUCUCCAAUGAAGAGAGAAACCUGCUCUCUGUUGCCUACAAGAAUGUGGUAGGCGCCCGCCGUUCUUCCUGGCGUGUCAUCUCCAGCAUUGAACAGAAAACAGAGAGGAAUGAGAAGAAGCAGCAGAUGGGCAAAGAGUACCGUGAGAAGAUCGAGGCGGAACUGCAGGACAUCUGCAAUGAUGUUCUGGAGCUGUUGGACAAAUAUCUUAUUCCCAAUGCUACACAACCAGAAAGUAAGGUGUUCUACUUGAAAAUGAAAGGAGAUUAUUUUAGGUAUCUUUCUGAGGUGGCAUCUGGAGACAAUAAGCAAACCACUGUGUCGAAUUCCCAGCAGGCUUACCAGGAAGCAUUUGAAAUUAGUAAGAAAGAAAUGCAACCUACACACCCGAUUCGACUUGGUCUGGCGCUUAAUUUCUCCGUCUUCUACUAUGAGAUUCUAAACUCCCCUGAAAAGGCCUGCAGCCUGGCAAAAACGGCGUUUGAUGAAGCGAUUGCUGAGUUGGAUACACUGAAUGAAGAGUCUUAUAAAGAUAGCACCCUGAUCAUGCAGUUGCUUAGGGACAAUCUCACACUGUGGACAUCGGAAAACCAGGGAGAUGAAGGAGAUGCUGGGGAGGGAGAGAACUAAUGUCUGUUGUGCUUCGUGAUCUGUUCAGUGUCACUCUGUACCCUCCACAUAUAUCCCUUUGUGCGAUAAAAAAAAAAAGAAAAUCGUACAUUGACUUCCGAUUUUUCACAGUCUCAGCCUAGCAAAAGUGGUUCAUGGGGUAAACAGCUGGUAUUUGUAUCUAAAACUCAGAUUGGUCAUAUAAAUGCCACGGCAUUCUGAAGUUUUGAUUUUGAUUAACAUUGACAGGAUUAUUGUGCUUAAUUUUUUUUUAAACUGAACACUGUGAUUAUGGGGUUUUGUAUCUUAACAGAACUCUUACUGGUAGAAAAAAGUAGACCUGAAUUAUGUGUAACAUUUUGGAAAGUUUAAUCUGAUAUCAAAAUAGUCACUGAAAUACAAUUCCAUUGUAAAGUUGUACAGAAAGUUAUAGAGCUUAUAUUGUGAAGCUGGGACUUGGAGUGAGACACUAUCAUUGGCAUUGGAGUUUAAUGGUGAUUCACAGUGAUUCUAUCUGGGGCCUAUAGACACUUCACUGAUUUGGGCCACUCUGAAGUUCAUGCCCACAAAUGUCCAGUAUCUUCCUCUGAGGAAGCUCAGAGCCUAAAAUUGAAAUUCUUUGUGGCAGAUAUCUGGCUUAUGACACCUUGAAAAAUUCCAGUGCUCAUAUAACACACCUGAUUGAACUCCCUUUCCUACAGCAAUAUGUUACCAAUUUGCAACUUGUACUUCAGUAGUGAAAUCUGUUUUCAUUGUUACCACUGAGCUAAAGAAAAAAAAAAGCCGUGUAUUUUAUGAAUGGCCUUAUCUGUUUCCUGGAUAAUAUUUUAAGAAUCAUGUUCUGAGUGGGUACAGUGGCAGGUGCCUAUAGUUCCAGCUGCUUGGGGGGCUGAGGCAGGAGGAGCACUUGAGCCCAGGAGAUUAAGACUAGUAUGCAAUGAUUGCACUUGUGAAUAGCCACUGCACACCAGCCUGGGAAAUACAGUGAGAGAUCUUGUCUCUAAAACUAAAAAAGAAUAAUGUUGUGUAGAAAUUGCCUUUCACUUGAGGAGUACUUAGACUUUGGGUUUUUCCUAGCUGGGGGCUUUUAAAUUUUGAAAUCUAAGCAUUCUUUCCCAUUGUUCUAUUAGACUGUUAACUUUGGUUUUCUUUUCUCUUUAAAAUUUCUGUUCUUCUGUUUCAUUACCUUCUUUUUGAAUUCUAUCUUUAUCUGUCUUUUGUUCACUUUUUUAUACUGUAUAUGGGUAGGGGUUAGAAGCUUUGGUGAGCAAGCCUUGCAUUAAACUUGAGAAGAGCUUCCAGUACCAUAGCUCUGUCUUCCUCCAGUUCUCAACAUGGUUGUUGCUCUUCAGUCAUACAAGAUCUGAAUCAAAAAAGUAUUUUUAAAUAUUCAUGAUUUCUCCCUUUAUUGCAUCCAUCCCUGACCUUGAUAAUGCUUAUUAGUAACUCUCACUGGAUCUCCCAAGUAUACUUAUCCAGCUCAGUUCUCAGAUGUUUAAACAAGACCCUAUAACGCAGGGAAGUUGCAUGGACACUGCAGUGGAGGGAAUCAAGAAUAGACAGGCCUAUCGGUCUCACAGUAUCACCUCUACCUUUCACAUUCUACAUAGCUGUAGAGUCCAUCUGUUUGUCCAUCUGCCGAAAUGAGACAAGAAAAAUUCAUGCACUGAUUUAAAACCAAAAAAAGAAAAAACAAAAAAAAAAAAUCCCUCUCUCCUUUCUAGCUGAACAAAAAUGUGCAGUUAAUACUUGGCGCUUGAAAAAUGCAGUAGUGAAUGUGGAACCAAGCCUGUCUGUGUAUCUGGUAGCUCUUUCUUGCUUUGUUUUUCCUUACCAGUAUUCUGCCUAAUGUUUGCUUCUGUGAUGGUUAUAUUGCCUAGCAAGCACACCUGUGGUUGUGAAAAAUAGUAUAGCAAAAAAGAAAAUCCCCCGGUUACUGAUGUACUAGAUUUGUGUAUGUCUUUUAAACAGUUCUAGUUUCACCUUACACGGAAUAAUCAGGAGAAGUGUAAAAAUUCAAAAGUGAAAUAAAAAAUUUUAUCAGUUA